Molecule: messenger RNA, 4482 nt
Organism: Prorocentrum cordatum
Lineage: Eukaryota; Dinophyceae; Prorocentrales; Prorocentraceae
Source: the annotation of a GenBank genome assembly
AUGAAAGAGGACGCCCAGCGUGCCACCGAGGCGCGCGAGGCGCGGGCGCAGGCCGCCGCGGAGGCCGCCGCCGCGAAGGCCGCAGCAGCCGCCCAGUCCACAGCCCAGGCCCCCGAGCCGCGCCCCGGGCAGGAGCCGGCGGGCGGCAGCGCGCCGGCCGAGCACGUGCAGGAGGACGGCGGAGAUGGCGACGCCCCUGGAGACGGCGGCGCUGCAGAGGGUGAGCGGCCACCGCCGCCCAUGCGCAUGCUGCCGAGCGACGAGCUGAUGAUCCUGCGGGCGAAGGCGGCGCUGGAGAGCGAGCUCGGCCGCGCCCCGGCGGCGGCCGUGGAGGGCGAACCCGGCGCCCCAGCCGAGGGAGCCGGCGCCGACCGGCACACGCCGCCGAGGCCAGCGCCUGGCGAUCCCGCCGCAGACACCGUGGAGAAGACCGCGAACCCCUUCGCCAGGAAGCGGCCGUUGGCGGGGGACCGCACGGUGCUGCCGAAGCGGCCCCGCCACCCCGAGUUCACCAGCCGCGUGGAGGGGCCCGCCUCGCUGGACAGCGCUCCCGCGGCGAGCAGCUCUGCCAGGCCGCGGACGGCGGCCAGCGCCUCCGCGGCCGGCGUGGGCCGCGGCUCUGCGCCCAGCCAGGCCGCCACGCCCUCGACCCCCGCGGGCCCCGGCGUGCGGCGCCUCUCCGCCGCCGAGAGACACCCGCUCGGCGGCUACGCGGCGCACACGGCGGUGCAGGCGGUGCUGGAGCAGUUGGACCCGCCCGAGGCCAGCGAGCUGAAGGACCGGGGCAAGCUGACCAGCUUCUUCCGGGUGGCCGCCGUGCGCGGCAGGCCGCCCGCCCCUGCGCUGCCGGGGGGCCGGGCGCCGGCGCCGCCGGCGCGGGAAGCCGCCGGGGGGUCGUCGCGCUUGGCGGCGUGGACGGCGCGUCCCUGGGAGGCGGACAAGGAGAACGUGGAGGAGCCCGCGGUCGCGGGCGAGAACAGGGCCGCCACCGGGGCCCGCUUCCUGGACAGGAGGGACAAGACGGCGGACUCGACGGCGGCCAAGUUCAGCCGGGCCCCGUCCGGGGAGCCGCAGCAGCUCCAGACGGCGCCCUCGAGGUCCACGGCGCCGCACGGCCGCGACUCGAGGAAGGGCAGCCCAGACAUGGGGAUGGCAUUCACCAAGCUUUUCGCCAAGCUGAUCGGCAAGCAGGAGAUGCGCAUCCUGAUGGUGGGCCUCGACGCCGCUGGCAAGACCACGAUCCUGUACAAGCUGAAGCUCGGCGAGGUCGUCACGACGAUCCCGACGAUCGGCUUCAACGUGGAGACGGUCGAGUACAAGAACAUCAGCUUCACCGUGUGGGACGUCGGCGGCCAGGACAAGAUCCGCCCGCUGUGGCGCCACUACUACCAGGGCACGCAGGGCCUCAUCUUCGUGGUGGACAGCAACGAUCGUGACCGCGCGGAGGACGCGCGCGAGGAGCUCAUGAAGAUGCUCAACGAGGACGAGAUGCGCGAUGCCGUGCUGCUCGUCUUCGCCAACAAGCAGGACCUCCCGAACGCGAUGCCGGCGGCAGAGGUCACCGAAAAGUUGGGCCUCCACAACAUGCGCAACCGCCAGUGGUUCAUCCAGUCGGCCUGCGCCACGACCGGCGACGGCCUCUACGAGGGCCUGGAUUGGAUGUCGCGGUUUCACAACAUCGCCCUGCCGCCGAGUCAUCAGAAGCGCGUCGCAGUCAUGGGGAUGGCAUUCACCAAGCUUUUCGCCAAGCUGAUCGGCAAGCAGGAGAUGCGCAUCCUGAUGGUGGGCCUCGACGCCGCUGGCAAGACCACGAUCCUGUACAAGCUGAAGCUCGGCGAGGUCGUCACGACGAUCCCGACGAUCGGCUUCAACGUGGAGACGGUCGAGUACAAGAACAUCAGCUUCACCGUGUGGGACGUCGGCGGCCAGGACAAGAUCCGCCCGCUGUGGCGCCACUACUACCAGGGCACGCAGGGCCUCAUCUUCGUGGUGGACAGCAACGAUCGUGACCGCGCGGAGGACGCGCGCGAGGAGCUCAUGAAGAUGCUCAACGAGGACGAGAUGCGCGAUGCCGUGCUGCUCGUCUUCGCCAACAAGCAGGACCUCCCGAACGCGAUGCCGGCGGCAGAGGUCACCGAAAAGCUGGGCCUCCACAACAUGCGCAACCGCCAGUGGUUCAUCCAGUCGGCCUGCGCCACGACCGGCGACGGCCUCUACGAGGGCCUGGAUUGGAUGUCGCGGUUUCACAACAUCGCCCUGCCGCCGAGUCAUCAGAAGCGCGUCGCAGUCAUGGGGAUGGCAUUCACCAAGCUUUUCGCCAAGCUGAUCGGCAAGCAGGAGAUGCGCAUCCUGAUGGUGGGCCUCGACGCCGCUGGCAAGACCACGAUCCUGUACAAGCUGAAGCUCGGCGAGGUCGUCACGACGAUCCCGACGAUCGGCUUCAACGUGGAGACGGUCGAGUACAAGAACAUCAGCUUCACCGUGUGGGACGUCGGCGGCCAGGACAAGAUCCGCCCGCUGUGGCGCCACUACUACCAGGGCACGCAGGGCCUCAUCUUCGUGGUGGACAGCAACGAUCGUGACCGCGCGGAGGACGCGCGCGAGGAGCUCAUGAAGAUGCUCAACGAGGACGAGAUGCGCGAUGCCGUGCUGCUCGUCUUCGCCAACAAGCAGGACCUCCCGAACGCGAUGCCGGCGGCAGAGGUCACCGAAAAGCUGGGCCUCCACAACAUGCGCAACCGCCAGUGGUUCAUCCAGUCGGCCUGCGCCACGACCGGCGACGGCCUCUACGAGGGCCUGGAUUGGAUGUCGCGGUUUCACAACCUCGUCCUGCCGCCGAGUCAUCAGAAGCGUGUCGCAGACAUGGGGAUGGCAUUCACAAAGCUUUUCGCCAAGCUGAUCGGCAAGCAGGAGAUGCGCAUCCUGAUGGUGGGCCUCGACGCCGCCGGCAAGACCACGAUCCUGUACAAGCUGAAGCUCGGCGAGGUCGUCACGACGAUCCCGACGAUCGGUUUCAACGUGGAGACGGUCGAGUACAAGAACAUCAGCUUCACCGUGUGGGACGUCGGCGGCCAGGACAAGAUCCGCCCGCUGUGGCGCCACUACUACCAGGGCACGCAGGGCCUCAUCUUCGUGGUGGACAGCAACGACCGUGACCGCGCGGAGGACGCGCGCGAGGAGCUCAUGAAGAUGCUCAACGAGGACGAGAUGCGCGAUGCCGUGCUGCUCGUCUUCGCCAACAAGCAGGACCUCCCGAACGCGAUGCCGGCGGCAGAGGUCACCGAAAAGUUGGGCCUCCACAACAUGCGCAACCGCCAGUGGUUCAUCCAGUCGGCCUGCGCCACGACCGGCGACGGCCUCUACGAGGGCCUGGGUGGGCGGGCGCCAAUGCAGCACCUGCGAGGCGACAAGCACCUGCUCAUCCGUGCCUCCGAGGUUCUCGCCCGCAGCUGGCGUACUGGCCGGGCCGACGGAGGUGUAUCCGCUCAGUACGUGCCGGAGUGGUACAUCAAUUGGUACCCCGGCUACCCGAUGGACGUGAUCCGCCACUGGUGGUCCAAGGCAGAGCUCAUGAAUGUCAUGAAGAGGAUCAACACAGAUCCGACUCUGCCGCGCGAUUGGCAAAUGGCCAAGGUGUCAAUAUGGUUCUCUACAGCCCUACGCCAUGGUCCGUAUUGGAAAGAUGGAUUCAGCCGAUACUUCGAAAAUAUUGACACUUUCGAUCCAUACGAUGGCUGGGUUGUUGUUGACGACUUGCUGGCAAAUUGGACUGGUGACAAUCAGUGGACAGGCUACCAGGACAUGCGCGAUGUGCUUAUCAAGGGCAACCCUCACAGCUCAUACGUGUAUUGGGCGUUGCUGAACUGCUGCGAGAUGAUCGACAACCAUGGCAUGCAGAAGGGCAGGCUCCAGAUGAAAUGCGUCGAGGGCAAUCUCUUCAGCUUUUCCAUGCCGUGGGACGACAUCGAGAGAUGUUGUCGCGAAGCGUCUCAGCACGCCGAAGAGAUCCACGGGGACCGGCUGAGGUUGCUGCAGGAUGCUCUCGGUGUGCCACAUUCGGAGGAGACGUUGGCGAUGCUGGUGAACGUGCGCAUCAAGGGGGGCAGCAAAGACCUGGCGCAGCACCUGAAAGGGCUCACGUUACGCAUUCCUGUAAUGCAAAAGUUGAUCGAGAUCAUGCGCGGCAGCGGCUAUCCAGGUUAUGGCAACAACGGCCUGAACUCAUUCGACAAAGUGGCAACCCGCCUCCACGAAAAGUACUCUCAGAAAUACGCAUAUAAAUACGGGGAGGCGAAGUUCAUCCCGCAGGCAGUGCAGGAUGCGGUACAACAGCUAGACGGGGCCAAAGGUGGCAUCCUCAAGUUCUACACGGACGACUCGGCUGGUUUGAAGGUCGGGCCCACCACGGUGCUGGUGCUGUCCCUGGUCUUCAUGGCGAUUGUCUGUUCCCUCCACAUCCUGGGCAAGUUCCGGGGCAGCUGA